GAUAAGCGCACGAUAAGCUGCUAGCAAGGGUCCAGGUGUCCCCACCUAAAUUUUGUCCAUCAGGUUCAGCUGCAACUUUUCCACCCAGCAUCACGACGAGACGAUACGCGACAAGCCACAGCUUUCCGCUAUGAAUGCGCACGCCCUGCUCUCGGCGCAAGGAUGGCGCGGCCACGGCCACUCUUUGCACAAGACGUCCGACUUGAUCGGCUUGUCGAAACCUCUGCUCCUCAAUCGCAAAGACAACACCAAGGGUCUCGGCACCUCGUCACACUUCAAUGCGGACCAGUGGUGGCUCAACGCCUUCGAUGAGCAGUUGAAAGGCUUGGAGACCAGUAAAAAAGGCCAGGUGAAGCAGAUGGUCACCACGGGCAAGCUCAACACCGUCGACGUUGGCGGCCUUGGGAAAUACUCCGUGUACAACUCCUUCGUCAAGGGCGGCUUCCUCGACGGCACGGUGGAUCUUCUCAAGAAACAAGCGGAAGAUAGCACCGACGACGACUCGAAGACAAAGAGAAAAGAGACAAAGGAGGAGCGCCGGAAACGAAAAGAGGAGAAGAGACAGCGCAAAGAACAACGUGCUGUGAGGCGAGAAGCACGCCAUGCGCAGCGAGCUGUCCGGAAAGAGGCGCGGCGGAGAAUGAAAGAGAUUCGACGACAAGCCCGACAGGAGAAGAGGGCGGCGAAGGAAGACAAGAGGAAAAAGGAGGCGAACUCGGAUAAGUCGUCCAGCGAAGAAUCGUCAGGGGACGCCAUCGAGGACGAGAAGCGCUUGCGGCGAGCGAAGAAGGAGGAAAAGCGUAGGAAGCGCGCGAUCGAAAGCUAGCGAGGGUGAAGUGAGGUCUGCACGAGGAAUGGGUGGGCGUUUUGGCAGCGGCAUAGACAUCACGAUUAGACGCAUUGCAAGGAGUUCUUGGUCACGGCAGAACAUGGGAGUCUAUGACACCGCAGUACAGGGCAUCUGGAGUUAA
Messenger RNA from Emericellopsis atlantica, 971 nucleotides. RefSeq lists its product as uncharacterized. The transcript has a single exon. The record is from RefSeq and is a predicted model, not a curated record. Bases 131 to 826 code for a protein of 231 amino acids. NCBI's taxonomy places the organism in Eukaryota, Fungi, Ascomycota, Sordariomycetes, Hypocreales, Bionectriaceae.